AUGGACGGAGCUGAGGAAAACUCUCACUCCUACAAGAUGCUCUUCAAGGCGUCCUUGUACACAGAUCUCAACCAGCACUUUGAGGACGCAAUCGACGUCAUUCAACACCAUUCCAAUAACCCUUAUUAUGAAACAGAGUACCCACACUAUGAACUCCUGGGUCCACAGCACCUGUCCCUGCAGCGUCAGAUCUCCUGCUACCUCAUCACUCCUCCUCCUGAAGCACCAGCGCAGGUUCAUGACUGGAAUGACACAGCUCAGCAGUCCUGGUCUCAGGGCAUCCCGGACGUCUCCUUGGGACACUCCCUCCCAGCUGAAGCUCCAGAAUUCUACUCCAUCCUGCCACCACAGAAGACCAGCAAAGGACGUAAGAAGCUCAGACUUUACGAAUACCUCCACGAAGCUCUGCACGACCCCGACCUGUGUGACUCGAUCCAGUGGACAGACAGCAGCAGCGGCACGUUCCACUUCAUCUCCAAGAACAAGGAGAAGUUGGCCGAGUGCUGGGGACAGCGUAAGGGCAACCGCAAGACCAUGACCUAUCAGAAAAUGGCGAGAGCUUUGAGGAACUACAGCCGCACGGGUGAGAUCAGGAAAGUGCGACGUAAACUCACCUACCAGUUCAGCCCAGACAUCCUGCACAAACUGGGCUCCACGCACGUCCCGCUGCACCUGGAGGAGGUCCGGAGCCAGCAGCACCAGAACCAGGCUGAACAGAGCUACUUCAGCACCGCCACGGACUUGCACAGCUGGUACGGACACUACCACCUGCAGGAGGACUACGACCUGGCCUCCAGCUUCACUUCAAACAGCGCAGCCAAACUCUGAGCUGUUGGUUUAAAAAACAUAAACAGAUGAGAUGAG
This is a messenger RNA of Cynoglossus semilaevis (tongue sole), 864 nucleotides long. RefSeq names its product Spi-C transcription factor (Spi-1/PU.1 related) (gene spic). The record is from RefSeq and is a predicted model, not a curated record. Gene Ontology annotation, cellular component: nucleus. Lineage: Eukaryota; Metazoa; Chordata; Actinopteri; Pleuronectiformes; Cynoglossidae. The coding region runs from base 1 to 828 and encodes 275 amino acids. Gene Ontology annotation, biological process: cell differentiation; regulation of transcription by RNA polymerase II. Gene Ontology annotation, molecular function: DNA-binding transcription factor activity, RNA polymerase II-specific; sequence-specific DNA binding. The transcript is spliced from 5 exons.